AUGCUCUUGAAUCGUCGUUGUCGACAAUAUUUAUUCUAUACAAUUUUCAUUAUUCUCUGUUGGUAUUGGUUUCUUAACAUACAAAUUACGUCCAUUAAUCUUUCAUUCAAAAUUACAAAUAAAACUAUUCUUCAAAACAAAAGUCUAUUACUAUUUAAUGAACCAAUAUUAAAUUGUUCUGGUGAUCCAUUAGAACAAUGGUGUCAAAAUCAAAUAAAAUUAUGUAAUUCAUCUUUAAUUGUUUAUAAUAAAUUAUUUAUAAUAACACAUUCGAUUAUUUUACAACCUGAAUUUGCUCAAGGAAAACGAUUAGGUGGUGAAAAUAUUCAAGAUGUUUUAAAUCAACCUGAAGAAGAUGAAUAUUUUCACUUUCAAAAAGAAUUUGUCAAACUUCCAUGUGAUAUUCAAGAGUUUCAUGAUAGAAUUCCUGAUGGUCAUUUAUCAAAUAUUUUUUCUGCAAUAAGUUCUUAUAGAUUACCUCAAAAGACACAUACAAUUUAUGAAACAACAAUAGCUGUUAAUCGUCAAGAUUAUGUUAAUGUUUAUCAUACUAUAACAGAUGUUUAUACAGUUUAUCUUUUAUGUUGUUUUUUUCAAAGAAAUCCAAAAUCAGUUCGAAUUCUUUUUCUUGAUGCACAUCCAAAAGGAAAUUUAGAUAUAUUAUGGUCACAAAUGUUUCAUUCAUAUACAAGAUUAGGACAUUUAAAAAAUUUAUCAUCAAUAUUUUAUCAUGAAUUAAUUUGGUCUCAACCACAAUCAAAAUCUGAGAUUGAUAUUACAAAAUAUCGAAGAAUAGCACCAAGUUUUUUUUUUGAAUUUCGUCAACAUAUUUUAAAACAAUUUAAUAUUAAUUAUAAAAUAAAUGAAAAAUUAAAUUGUCAAUCAUUAAAUUUAUUUUUUCUUAUUAAUCAUUUUGAAGGAUUAGCUAUUAAAGAACAAUUAAAUACUAUCAUUCAAACAGAUAUAUUUAUUGGUAUGCAUGGUGCUGGUUUAACUCAUGUUCUAUUUAUGAAAGCAAAUCGUACUCUUAUCGAAUUAAUUCCACCACCAGGAAAUGCUGGAAUGCAUUAUGAUUUGAUGGCAUCAAUAAAUAAUAUUAAUUAUUAUCGUUGUUUGAUCACUACUGAAUCAACAAUGACAACACAAAGGAUAUUUGACUGUAUAAAUCGGAAAAUUUCUCAAAUGUGUCCUUGA
Molecule: messenger RNA, 1194 nt
Organism: Rotaria sordida
Lineage: Eukaryota; Metazoa; Rotifera; Eurotatoria; Philodinida; Philodinidae
Source: the annotation of a GenBank genome assembly